AUGCCAAAAACCAAACCAGGAUAUUAUGCUGUACGAAAAGGACGUAAAACAGGAAUAUAUUUAACUUGGGAUGAAUGCAAAGUGCAAGUUAAUAAAUUUCAUAAUGCUAUGUAUAAAAAAUUCCCUACUCGUACCGAAGCUCAAAAUUUUAUUGAAGGAAAACAUGAAGUUUCUGUAAUUUUAAACGAUAAUGAUAAUCCUAAUAAUUUAAGCGAAAGAUUACCUGGAUCAGAACAAACUAACAAUCAUGCUGAAAUUUAUGCUGUGAUUAGAGCUCUUGAAGUUUGUGAAAAUAAAACAAAACUUUUGGAAAUAAUGACAGAUAGUAAAUAUGUAAUUAAUAUAAUUGAAGAUUGGGUCGAAAAAUUGGAAAAAAAUAGAUAUAUGAGUUAUAAUAAUACACCAGUCAAAAAUCAAGAUUUAAUCAAAAGGUUAAAAAAACUUAUUGAUAAUAGAAUAGGUACGGUUCGAUUGAUUCAUGUUAGAGGUCAUUGGAGAAAUUAUGGUAAUGAACAAGCUGAUAGAUUAGCUAAACUUGGAUUAUUACAAGAAGCGACGGAAGAAAAUUUUAAAUCAGAAACUUAUUCUAAACAUAUUACUGAUUAUUUUAACAAUAAAUAUUUAUUAAAAAUUUGA
Messenger RNA from Racocetra persica, 636 nucleotides. The record is from the annotation of a GenBank genome assembly. Lineage: Eukaryota; Fungi; Glomeromycota; Glomeromycetes; Diversisporales; Gigasporaceae.